UUUAAAAGCGUGAACUAAAGGUAAAACCCAACAUUUACAAGGUAGCAAGCGCAAAGAUAGGGGAAAGGGGGAUUGAGAGAAAAGCGAGAGGGUGGCUAUUAACAAGACGAACAUCUGAUGCAAACAGCUGGACGUGCCUUGUGCGAAUGAUGAAUUGGCGUUUUUUAAUUAAGUCGGCAGGAGUCUUCAACCAUCUAUAAAGAGAAGUAUUUUAUAACAAACAACUCUUUUUCGUUUUACUAAUUUUUGUCUGACCAGGUUUAGGCAAAUGGGUCCGAUUGGCACAAUCUGGAUACCAACCGUGGGUUUCUGAUGACAUACUCUUAUAGACAGUGUUCCAUCCUUUUAUUAUGCUCUAAUGUACCUCUCGUCAGCACACGCGGUAAUCUUGAAUUUUUAUGCUUCACGCUCCGUAUUAUUCUUAGUGACAAAAAAAAUAAUAACCGCCAAAGGCUUGCCACUGUUUAGCUGUAUUAUUACGAUUUCGAAACAAAAAUAUUUCAACAGCAUACUAUAGACAAGUUUGGCUUCUAGUAUAUUACAGUAUGGAACCUGAACUUUGAUUGCUCAAUCUAACGCUCAUUCGACUAACGCCUCUUUCUUCCGACAAUACAAUACAAUACCUUUUUUUUUUCUCGAGUUUUCCUUCUUUCUUUAGGUCACGUGAGAGUCACGUGGUACGCUCUAGUUCAAGCUAGUUGCUAUGAAUGCAAGCGCAUCACUGAGAGCUGGGCGGCAAGCGCUAAUGAAACGCCGCUCAAAUAAUCACAUGACUCUUUAGCGUGGCGAUGUGAAAACAGUCAAGAUGAUUAAAGAUCAUAUCGCAAAUAGCAGGCGGCCGGAAAAGACGUUUUCUCGAUAGUUUUUAGCAAGUUAUAAUCAAGUAUUGAUAUCUAAAUGAUAGUUCUAAGCUAUCUUUAUAGCGUGCAUUUAUACGCAGAUAUGUACCAGAUAUUUGUUUGUUGACAAAUGUCCAAAAUCCAAAAACUCCGUACCAGGGUGUUACCUGUUGUUUCAAAAAAACAGCGGAUUUCCCCACAGCCAAAACCAAUCGAAAAAGACGUCGCUAUAGUUCAUGAGAACUAUAUAUGCAAAAAUUGCAAGUGUACCGGGUGAAACUUCGCAUAAAGACUUCUAAAGCCGCUUCAUGAGAUCGCAAAGGAAUUUUCAUCCUUCGCAGAGAGAAUCGAGUUACCGCAAACUUGGAUGACAGGUGAAAAUAUCUAAACCCGAAAUAACCAGCAUCAAGAGGAAAGAAGACCCCUUGUACUUGAGAGAUUUUGUGUUUAACAAGCGACAGAACUAGCAAAAGUUCAGCUUUUUAGCGUGAAGUUCGUCAUCUCCCAUUCAAAAGAGAGAAGUAUAUUCCACUUGUGUUCGAUUGUUUUUAUUUUAUCCUAAAAAUACUGACGCGUCACAUCCUAUGUGGACCUUUUUUGUUCUUCACUCGGUCAAUUACAAUUGAUUUACAUCCAAAAAAAACUCGUCGGCAGACAGGGACCGAAAGCCAAACAUAGUUAUGGUCUUACAUCUAAUCAAGGCGUCAAAGGUACGCUAAACUAGACCGUCAGAACCUCUAAGCUCACACCUAGGAAAGUGCAAGAAAAACAGUGACAGCGGCUGUAAGCUCACACCUUGGCGAAAGUGCUAGCAAAACAGAGGCAGCGGAUACUCCGAGGGAUUGGCGGCUUAACUUCCAACACGUUACGGGUUAUUUCCGCAUACAACUCCCCCGCCAAGAUAAAACGAGAACUUGUUUUUUCGUCCAGUCUAAGCACACGACUUCAAAGCUUGACCCUUGGCUAUGGGUAAGAGAGCACAUCAAGGACGGCACGCCGAAAUCGUAUCGAAUUCUGGUAAUUUGAUUUGACAACUCGAGGGUUGUAAAACUAGAGAUUUCACGGAAAGAUACGUGGUGCGUAGGCAAACGGGAGACGGUUUAGGGAAUCAGACGAUUCGAUUCAGACUGGCAAUCGUUAGCCAGACAGGAUUUAACAAAGUCAGGCUUGGGUUUGAUACACGGAGACAAGGUUAGAUCUCAUUGUCAAGGGAAACGAGCAUAGGCCGUCAGCUGGAUACAAAAUCAAAUCUUCAAAAUGGCAAAGGCAAACAAUAAUUAUCUUAUGUACACAACGACAAUAAACCCACCAAUAACAAACGCAACAGUAGGGAGAGACGAAAUAGACUCGGAGACGCAGGCUGUCAUGGAAAUAUAUUACCGAACAGAGCUCGCGUCCGCGAUAACCCUGGUGAUCCUUGCUGCCAUUACGGUCCCGACAAAUAUCCUCUUGCUUUCGUCCAUCUGGCGAGACCCCCUCAAGUGCUUCAACAAGCCCACCACGCCUUUAGUGGUCGGCCUCGCGGUGGCUGAUCUUCUUACAGGCUUAACCACUGAGCCGUUUUUUGCCGUCUAUUAUGUCGAACGCUACACGACAAAACGUCACAUUCGGCAAGGAAUCUUGGUGCUGUAUCAAAUCGGCCAGUUCGUGUCCACGGUCGCCAUCAGCUCGUCGUUCCUGAUUGUGCUCGUGCUCUCUUGGUCCCAGUGCGUCGCCAUUACUUACCCUCACCGCUACAAGCAGUGGAUAUCGCGUCCGAGGAUCACGAUUUGCGUGGUCGUCAUAUGGUUAUACUUCAGCGUGUUCUCCGUUCUCCACUUCGUCAACAUUGACCAGAACACCUUCCUGAAGGCCGACCUCGCGCUUCACCCGACCCUCAUCACCAUUAUCCUGUUCAUCACCCUAGCGUUUCUAUUUCGAUCCUUCUCCAAACAAGUCCGGCGCAAGAAGAUCAGCCGAGGCCUGAGCAACGAGCGCUUCCCGAACAAGCGACAGACGGAAAAUAUCGAGCGACAGUUUACCAUCGUGACCCUCUAUCUUGCCGGGAUCCUGCUCGCUUCGGCUCUCCCACACGUUAUCGUCCAAUACGUCUGGUUGUACGGAUUAAACACGUUCUCCCUGCGAGACCAGUUCUAUAUUUUCAUAGUGAUGCGGGUUAGGGAUCUGUUAUUGUUCGUCAAGGUUGCGCUGGAUGCGUUUAUUUACGCGUGGAGACUUCCAAUGUACCGGAGAGCGCUUCAGAAGACCAUGUCUACCGAGGGCAUCAAGAGAAGAUGGGCGACGAUGGCGGAGCAACGUGAGAGAAGGUGCUCCGCGCGCUCGACUGUGGGGGUAUGACAUGACACUGGUGAGCACGCGGAACAUGUCUAAUUCAGAGAAGACUUACGACGAUGGUAGAACAACGAGAGAAGAAACGUCUUGCGCUCAGCUUGCGAGGUAUGACAUGACACCGGUGAGCACAGAACAUGUCUAAUUUAAAGAAGACUUCGGACGAUGGUAGAACAACGUGAGAGAAGAAACGUCUUGCGCUCAGCUUGUGAGGGUAGGACAUGACACACAACUUGCAACGACCUUCUAAGCUUGGCAAAUAUCGUGAGACGAGCGCUACCGAGGCCACCAUGGGAAAGUAGGCAAAUAAACAUGCAAAAAUAACAUUUUUGUCUGGCAUGAAUUUCACAACUAUGAGGAUUCCUUCGUAUGUAGAUGUGCACCGAAGCACUCUUUGCCCUGCUAGUUGGCUAAUGAAAUUCAUGUCAAUCAACUGUUUCUGACAUCCCUAUUGGCUUACUUCACAAACAAUUUAGGUGAACACGGUAGCGUGCGUCGCAUAGCAAUAUUCUGUGGUUGGCCAAUAGGAUGGCAGAAUUAUAAAACCACAGACUUAAGACCACAGUUUAUCGUAUUGCGCACCUCGUAUAACCUUAAAUCUAUAUUUGAUCUUGUAAAAAUAUUUAAAGCUUUCAAAUAAUAUUUUUUUGUCAGCAAAUUGAAAGAAAUUACUGAAUUACACAACUGUUUAAAACAACUGUUUGAUGAAAAAACAUAGUCACCAUAUGAGCACCCUUAGGUGACGUAGAUGUAAGCACAAACAAUAUGACUUAAUCAAAAAGUGACGUAUUUAGAAAAGAAAAGGGUAAACUACCGUAUUCAACAAUGACCGUAUUCAACAUCGACUAAGUCCUAAUUUGACGCGGCCUAGAUCUCAAAAGUCGGUCUUCAACGCUCUUUUAAAUACGAUUUUUAAUCAAAUUCAAAACAGGUUUUUUUGUUGCAUAAACUAAAGGUUGUAUGUAUGAAUCUUACAUAGUUCACACAAAGUUAAAAAAUCUGUCUCAAGUUUAAGAGGAUUACCUCAUGACAUGAACUUACAGACAAUAAAACAUGUACACCCACAAUAAAACAUGUAAACCCACAAUACAACAUUUUCCCCCACAAUAAAACAUAUACACCAUAA
This is a messenger RNA of Nematostella vectensis (starlet sea anemone), 4293 nucleotides long. RefSeq names its product dopamine receptor 2. Gene Ontology annotation, cellular component: membrane. The coding region runs from base 2097 to 3176 and encodes 359 amino acids. NCBI's taxonomy places the organism in Eukaryota, Metazoa, Cnidaria, Anthozoa, Actiniaria, Edwardsiidae. Gene Ontology annotation, molecular function: G protein-coupled receptor activity. Gene Ontology annotation, biological process: G protein-coupled receptor signaling pathway. The record is from RefSeq and is a predicted model, not a curated record. The transcript has 2 exons.